ACAAUACUGAAUUCCAGUAUAAAUGGAAUAUAAACAAAGUUCAUAUAUGGUAUAAGCAUAUAAGAACCACAUUGAAAAGAUGAAAGAGCCAUGUAAAAAAAGAAAUCACUAACCCCUGUGACUGAAUUUGAGCGAUUAUGUCAAUGGAAUUAACACAUUGCCAUUGUUGAAUGCUCUCCUGUGGUUAUACAAACAUCAAGCCCCAGCCGCAGAUUCUUCCUCUCUUUGUCCCUUUGGACAUCAAAGGAUUGCAAGGGGACAGCCCUGGUGAGAAGCUCCUCCCUGCUCAUUAGGUUCCAUAAAACAGGAACUCACCUUGGCUAGCUGCGCUUGGAGUCCCAUCCUCAACUCCAUCACUCUUGACACUGGAUCCCAGAAGGAAAGCUUUUACUUGCUUCAGGAAAUCGGACCUGCUUUUGAACUGGACUAUUUUGGCUCCCCUUGUAAGAACCCUGGUGCCUCUCUCAGCAGCGCAGCCUCCUAGACUCCACAGUACAUGGAAAAAUGCAAGCUUUACCAGACGUGAAAGUGCCAUGUGACACACUUCCCUCCCCCAGCCUGGAGCCCUACCCGCAGAGCUCCAUUGUGGUCACCCUCGAGGACGUGGGUCUCUGGAUGAAGUUUCAUCAGAUAGGAACUGAAAUGAUCAUCACCAAAUCUGGCAGACGAAUGUUUCCACAAUGCAAAAUCAAAGUCUCUGGCUUAAUUCCAUAUGCCAAGUACCUCAUGCUGGUAGAUUUUGUGCCAAUGGACAACUUCAGGUAUAAGUGGAAUAAAGAUCAGUGGGAAAUUGCUGGAAAAGCAGAGCCCCAGCUCCCUUGUCGCACCUACGUCCACCCAGAUUCCCCAGCUCCUGGCAGCCACUGGAUGAAAGAGCCCGUCUCCUUCCAAAAACUGAAGCUCACUAACAACACUCUGGAUCAACAUGGGCAUAUCAUCCUCCACUCCAUGCACCGUUACAAGCCUCGCUUCCACAUUGUGCAGGCAGAUGACCUUUUCAGUGUUCGCUGGAGCAUCUUCCAAGUCUUCAGCUUCCCUGAGACUGUCUUCACUUCUGUUACUGCCUACCAGAAUGAGCAGAUUACAAAGCUCAAGAUUGACAACAAUCCAUUUGCUAAAGGUUUCCGCGAGCAUGGGAAGAACACUCGAAGGGAAGGACGAGUCAAAUGCCAGAAGCCUAGCCCAGCCAAGGGCCAGAAGAGGAAGCUGUCUGAGGAAAAGGAGGCCAGUGCUGAGGAACGUGAUUUUGAGAAAGAUGAGAAUGCAGAUGUGAAGGAAGAGAGUAAUCCCAUUGUGGUCAGCAGUGGAUACCCCUUCUGGGUCUCAGAGCAGAAUGGCAGCCAUGCCUUUCCUACAGCAUCGCCGGUGCCAGGUGACCAGAGGGAGGGUCUGGCCAGAGAGCAGCAAGUGCCUACGCCAUCCUACCAGGCAUAUCGGUUCCAUGAAGCUGGAGACAGCCAGCAGCUUCCCACCCGCGAUGGUGCAACCUUGAACGAUUUCCGGGCAAGGUGCCACACCUUGGAUCUUGCCACGGUGCCCGAGCACGACUCCAAACAGCUCCCAGAGGGCUUCGCCAACCUGCCUCCACUCCCCCCGCCUCUGCCUCCUCCGCAGGACUACACAGGAGUGGUGAACAUGGCUUUAGACUCUGUUGGGAAGCCCGGGGCCCGGGCGCCCAUGUACAGUCCCUAUGGCACCGAGCAAGGCCUCGGCCAGUGGAUGGUGCCUUCCCACAGCCAGUACAGGGCAAUGAGCUACUCAGCUUUCUCCACAGAGUACAACACACAGGGGGCUCCAGGACAUGCCCACGGGACCAUGGCAGAGUGGAGCCAGUAUCCCCUGUUCCCAUAUGCCUGCUGGUGAAUGGAGAAGACCCUUCCCAAUGAAAAGACUCAAAGAAAAUUGUAAAUGAGAUAAUAUUUGCUCUGGAGUGUUGAUCUUGAAGUCUUGGCUACACUAGGCAAAGAGGCAUUGCUGCAAGUGCUAGCAUGGGACAUCUUUACUUCCUUGUCUCCUUGCACAACAACCCUCACUAUUUCACAAGCAAUGGCUAAGCUGGUGGCUGUCCCAGCCGUGCCAGUGUGAGUCUGGCUGAAUCAAUGUGUUCUGCAGUGUUUUUUUCUCCCAACAGGAGUAGGAAACCACAGGAAUUGCAAGACCAGUAUUUAAAGAGCUGCCAAACUCUCAGUCCCAGGCUGUUUGCAUCUCACGUUUGGCAGUUCCCAAAAUCUUUUCCUCCCAGGACUUGCAUGUAAGGAGAUAGGGGCUGAGGAGUUUCAGCAAGCUGUCCAGGUGGCCAAAAAGCUGUAGAAAAUUAUUUCAAAGACAAGCAAAAUGAGCAAUCCCGGUGCUCCCUUGAGCAGUUUCCUCACUUAGUAUAGUCAAAUUAAAGCUAGAGUCUUGCCUUUCUUCCAGCAGCCUAUGAGAGUAAAAUACGCAGCAACAGCUAUGGGUCUGGAGAGCAGUGGUGGGUCAUUCAGGCAGGCGAGAGUUUGUCCCAUACAGGAGAAGCAGCAGCAAGGCUGUGUGUUGUGUCUGCAUGUCCCCUGUGCCCAUCCCUCUUCUGUCACCCUUAGAUUCAAGGUUAGUGGAACACACUCUUCUUUUGCUGGAGGUAGAGGGAGGUUGUCCACAGAAUGUGAGGGUCUGCUCUGGGGGGUUCCAAAGGCCUGUGGCUGUCAGAAACAGGGCCACGAACAGCAGUGCUGUCUAUGUCACUCUGACCUCUUUCUUUUGAAGGAAGGGAAAUCUUUUGCUUUGAACUUCCUUCUUCCACCACCUGCCACCCCUAGAGAAUAUAAUUUAUAGUUGUGGUUACUGUGCUACACUCUGAGCAAGCUUUGACAAUAGGUGGUUCUCAGCAGCCUGUCGUUGCUCAUCAGGCAUACGCUUCAGUUAAUACCCUGCAGGCCCUGAGCUGCAUGCUGCGUUGCUGGUGAGCUCAGCAGCUCCCAGGCUGGUCAGCAAAGUUGUCUUGCUGCUGUUGGAGAGUCUGUAGGGAUCUGCUUCCAUGUUUAGUUAUCAGAGCAGUUUCACCUCCCUUACCUCUGGGUCCCAUCAUGGGGAGGAGCUGCUCUGCCAGUGAGCAGCCUGUGCACUGCCUUGCAAAGAGGAUUUCUUUUUAUCUUUGUGUUAGAAGGGGUAAGCAUCCUUGUUUGCCCAGGUGGCAGAACGGCCCUGGCAGUGAGCUCUUGUUUGAGAGAGACUCUUUGCUUCUCAGGGAGUAUAGACAUGUUCCUAGGUGUUAUUUAGGGAAUGUUUUCUUGUAACGCUUUAAAUAAACCGCUGUGUGGCCUGUAGCCAUCAGUAGGCAGUGAGGUGUGUCAUUUAGCAUGUAUGCCAGAUAGUCUUCUCUGUGUGUGUGCACAAGUGUGUGUGGCAGGAUGUUGUCUAGGGGCAGAGCUGGGCGGGUACAUGACUACCAGUGCAUCAGGACAAGUGUGCAGGUACACUGGCUGUGCACCAGUCUGUUUGGCUGUCAGGUCAGCACUGUGCGUGUCCGUAGAAUAGAGGUGUUGAGCUGUGUUUGUUAUUGUUAAAAUGACUUUGGAAAGUAGCCUACAAAUCUGUGAAAUUCAACUACAAUGACUAGUUCCUUAUUUAAAUAGUAUACUGCUAACUGCUUUUGCACCACAAUUAUGAUAUGUACAGAGCAGCCAAGCACUUCCCCUCAGCUUCACGGGAUGGAGGUGUGAGAUGUGCAGCGUUUAAAUAAAGGUCAGACUCCACCACAGUGUAUGCACAUAAUACCCUAUUAGCCUCUCCUCUGAUAGCACCCUGGCCAGUAGCAAUUUAUACCUGCUGUCCGUGACAUGAAUGUGGAUGCGAGUGACUCGCUAAAGAGAAAUCUUGUUGGGGAAAAAAAAGUGGAGGAGACUCUUUUUAACCCCAGGAUAACAUGAUUUCCCGCUGUCCAAAUGCCAGCUUCAUGAAGGCAGGUCAUCUGUAAAAGACUGUCCUGUGUGAUGGGAAAAAUAUUCUAUUUCUGACCAUUAGUAGCUGAUUUUGCCACCACUGUUUUCCACAUCUUGGAAAGCAGAUGAGAAGGCUGGCUAGGGAGUUCAGUGCCUUGAGCCCUGUGUGUGGGGACCAUGGGGGUGGUACCUUCUGCAAGGUCUCUGCAGUGGAGGCAGUCCUCCUGGUACCCUGCCACGAUUGCUGCCAGAGAAAGUAACGUACCCCCUCACAGGCUACUUGGUUAGAUCUGUUUCUUUAUCUUUGAAGAUGAGUUUUAUUUCCCUCUGUCACAGGGUGCUAAUGAGGAUGAAAACCAUGCUGCGGUGAGUAUGAGGAACUGAGGAGAACAGGGCAGCAGAGGGAAACCCUUGUGCAAAUAUGGGUGUAAUAGUCUUUUUUUCAAACCUUCAGAAUAGCUUUGCAAGUGCUGCUGCCCCGUGGGCCUGUUGGUAGAGCUGGUUUGGCAUGCAGCUCUGCACCGGGGUAAAAGACAGCCUUGUGCCUGGGACGAGCCAUUAAUUACUCAUCAGCCUUCUGUUGCAACAGAACUCUUUGCCCUUCUUCAGUGAAUCACCUGGCUUAUUAGAAAAGUACCUUUAUUUUCCUCAUUCGCCUGUCUGUGGUUAGAGAGUGCAGCUUGACUGGUUUGUGAAGCCUUUGGAAAUCUUGCCUGUAGGUGUGUGCUCUGGACUCCGCUGCUGCCUCCUCUUUUUGCAGUUCCCACUGCCUUGUUUUCUUCAGCUGUGGUAUUUAAAAGUUUUUAUGAGCUCAACCAAAAUGCUGUUUUUGCACGCAUGUGAGAUAAUGUAAUGCCUCUCUGACAGCUUCAAUAAAAGGAAAUGAGACAUGUGGAAGGCAGGCUGUUAAGAGCAAUAAGAACAAUAAAAUAAACUCUAAAGUGUGUUUUUUGUGCAUCUCUCUCAAGCACACCAGUGGCUCCACUUCAGUGAUGUUACCUGGGGCCAGUUUGUAGAUGUAUGACACAUGCUGUUGAUCUCAGCAUUCAUUGUUCUGUGCAGCACAUUCAGUGAGCCCCAGGUUAUCUGCUUGUGUCAUAGAUGUGACUCAGUCUCUUGGACUAAUUCUUUGCAGCAAAUUGUUUAUUUUCCUUUUGUUUUCUGCUCCUCUCCUGCAGAGAAGUUACAUAAGGAUGAGCGCAAAUCGACUUUAAAUACAAUCUAGGUAGAUUUUCUAUGGGAAAUAAAGAUCCUGAUUUA
This is a messenger RNA of Phalacrocorax carbo (great cormorant), 5174 nucleotides long. NCBI's taxonomy places the organism in Eukaryota, Metazoa, Chordata, Aves, Suliformes, Phalacrocoracidae. The record is from RefSeq and is a predicted model, not a curated record.